AUGACACGCCUUCUUGACGCCAGAUUUCUGCUGCUGCCUGCCAUCGCAUCGACGUUAAUUGGCACCGCUUCUGCACAAAAUGCAACAUGUGCACUCAAGGGAAAACCGGCCGGCAAAGUCCUGAUGGGAUAUUGGGAGAACUGGGACGGAGCAUCCAACGGCGUUCACCCCGGAUUCGGCUGGACACCAAUCGAAAACCCUAUUAUUAAACAGAAUGGCUACAAUGUGAUCAACGCUGCUUUCCCCGUUAUUCUGUCAGAUGGCACAGUGCUGUGGGAAAACGACAUGGCUCCUGAUACUACGAUUGCAACACCGGCCGAGAUGUGUGAGGCUAAAGCAGCUGGAGCAACAAUUCUUUUGUCAAUCGGAGGUGCUUCUGCUGGCAUAGACCUCAGCUCUAGUACAGUCGCCGACAAGUUUGUCGCGACCAUUGUACCAAUCUUGAAGCAGUACAACUUUGACGGUAUUGAUAUCGACAUUGAGACUGGUUUGACCGGCAGCGGCAAUAUCAACACGCUUUCCACAUCCCAGGCCAACUUGAUUCGCAUCAUUGAUGGUGUUCUUGCUGCGAUGCCUUCAAACUUUGGCUUGACUAUGGCACCGGAGACACCAUAUGUUACAGGCGGUAGCGUCACGUAUGGCUCUAUUUGGGGAUCAUACCUGCCAAUCAUUCAAAAAUAUAUCCAAAACGGCCGACUGUGGUGGCUCAACAUGCAAUACUACAACGACGACUACUACGGUUGCUCAGGCGACUCAUACGCAGCCGGCACUGUCGCGGGAUUUAUUGCUCAGACUGAUUGCUUGAAUGCAGGACUUACUGUCCAAGGCACCACAAUCAAGAUCCCAUACGACAUGCAAGUACCCGGCCUACCUGCACAAAAUGGAGCUGGCGGGGGCUAUAUGAACCCAAGCUUAGUAGGACAAGCAUGGGACCACUACAACGGUGCUCUGAAAGGCUUGAUGACGUGGUCAAUCAAUUGGGAUGGAGCGGGUAACUGGACCUUUGGCGACAACUUGCUUACUCGCAUUGGUUAG
This is a messenger RNA of Trichoderma atroviride IMI 206040, 1035 nucleotides long. RefSeq lists its product as uncharacterized. The record is from RefSeq and is a predicted model, not a curated record. Gene Ontology annotation, biological process: carbohydrate metabolic process. NCBI's taxonomy places the organism in Eukaryota, Fungi, Ascomycota, Sordariomycetes, Hypocreales, Hypocreaceae. Gene Ontology annotation, molecular function: hydrolase activity, hydrolyzing O-glycosyl compounds.